This is a messenger RNA of Colletotrichum graminicola M1.001, 357 nucleotides long. RefSeq lists its product as uncharacterized. The record is from RefSeq and is a predicted model, not a curated record. Lineage: Eukaryota; Fungi; Ascomycota; Sordariomycetes; Glomerellales; Glomerellaceae. Bases 1 to 357 code for a protein of 118 amino acids. The transcript has 2 exons.
AUGCUUGUCAAGACUUUUCUACUCAUGAAUCUGGGCGCCUUCGCCUCUGCUCAGACUUUUUUGGGCUUUCCCGAGAGUCUGACUUGUAAGACUGACAACGGCCCCGCCACCAUUUCGGAGACCGAAUGUCAGAACGCCAUCGUGGGUCCUAAGGGGCUCAAGCAGGACGAUAGCGCCGCCAAUGUCGCGUCUGGCCACUGUUCGACACUCUCCGGCAUCCCUCUCUUUGUGGAAAGCGUUGCUGGCAAGGGAGAUGUUGGUUUCGCUUUUGAUAAGAGCAAGAACACCUACUACUUUUGUUUUGGACAGGGGGUUAUCGACGAAUCCGGAUACCCUUCUAGUUGCACAGAAAACUAG